Esox lucius (northern pike) is the source of this 2677-nucleotide messenger RNA. It is a transcript of the gene vkorc1, whose product is annotated as vitamin K epoxide reductase complex, subunit 1. Gene Ontology annotation, molecular function: vitamin-K-epoxide reductase (warfarin-sensitive) activity. The transcript is spliced from 3 exons. Bases 203 to 715 code for a protein of 170 amino acids. Gene Ontology annotation, biological process: vitamin K metabolic process; peptidyl-glutamic acid carboxylation. The record is from RefSeq and is a predicted model, not a curated record. NCBI's taxonomy places the organism in Eukaryota, Metazoa, Chordata, Actinopteri, Esociformes, Esocidae.
AAGAGGCAUAUGCUAGUGGGGCGAAGUCCUCAUAGGAGUACACCAUAGGGCAUUCGAUACCCGUUCAAUUGGGCUGAAGGUUUAACAUUGCCCAACGUACUGUUUUUCACUUUUUCUGGAGAGUGUGCCGUUAAAUUUCGACUGUAGAUCAACAGGGUUCUUGCAGUUUUCGGUAUAGGACUACAUCGUAAGACAAUAUAAUAUGGCAUCGAAUUGUGUUGGCGGUGGAGUUCCUAAAUGGGAGACAAGAACACGUUUGUUUCUUUGCAUUUUUGGUCUGGUUUUGUCAUUUUACGCUCUGCACGUUGAAAUUUCGCGAGAGAGGGACCCGGAGUAUCGAGCAAUGUGUGACUUAGGAGAUUAUGUGAGCUGCUCUAAAGUUUUCACCUCAAGAUGGGGACGUGGUUUUGGACUGUUGGAGUUCUUUAUUGUUAAAGAUAGUGCUCUGAAUCAACCCAACAGUGUAUUGGGAAUCAUUUUCUACACACUGCAACUGGCUCUGGGUCAGUCUGUAUCCAGUAGGUCAGCAUUUCUCCUGGUCUGUUCCUCCUGGGUAUCUGUGGCUGGCUCACUAUACCUGGCCUGCGUGCUUGCCUUUAUUCUGGGUGAUUUCUGUAUGGUCUGUGUCUCAACCUAUGUUGUCAACUUCUUGCUGCUCUUUACCAAUCUGAAAAGAAGGACUGGACUGCAAGCAAUCAAGGAAAAGACUGGCUGAGAGACAAUCUUUGUGUCCAUUGCAGUAGUCUUAAGUGAUGAUUUUCAUUGCUAGUGAUUUUUUUCGCAUUCACAUUCUUGAGUUGACUGUAUACUGUACAUAAAAUACGCCAUUAAGUAGCCACUAACAUUCUGAAAAUCCCCUCAAUAGUUUUUUUCUCUAAUUGUUGGCCUCAGUCAGAAACAAACCCAUCAUUCUUGGGUGCUAUAUGAAAUAUUUGAUGGCCUUGUGUUUAAGGCAUCUGACCAAUAACUGAAAGGAUACUACCUGUUGACGUUUACAUUUUUAGUUAUUAAGCAGAUGCUUUUAUCUAGAGCGACUUCCAUGACCUAUUUGGAUUAAGUGUCUUGCUCAAGAGCACAACAAGAGAUUUUUCACCAAAGCGUAUCAGGAUAUUAAACCAGAAACCUUUCAAUUACUGGCCCUUUACACUCUUGGUCAUCUGCCACUCCAGAUUCAAACCCUAAGCCGGGAAUGCAAAAUAUAUUUUAUUUGUCCCUGACCAAGGAAUCAUAAUUGCUCCCAGGUCAUUACUGUAAAUGAGAAUAUGUUGUCAAUCAAAUUCACUGGUAAAAUAAGAACAGAAAAAGUGCUAUAUGCUAGCAAUACGACCAACUGAGCCACAUAAAACAAGCUUGAAUGUUGUCAAAUUAAAUAACUGAACAAAAUAAUCGCCCAAUCAAUCCUUCCAUAUAUUUCAGCUUUUUUGGUUUUACCUGUCAGCCUAACCUUAUCAGAUUAAGGUGGUCAACAAUGUACAAAGAUCAUGUCAGCCUCUAGAGCAGGGGUACUCAACUCUUACAUAUCCUACGAGAUCUGAUUCCUGCUGAUUUUCUAUUCUACCUCAUCAUUAAUUGCACCUACCUGGUGCCUCAGGUCUAAAUAAGUUCCUGAUUCAAUGAAAAAACAGAGUGGAACUGGUUUUGAGGUCCAGAGUUGAGUUUGAGGCUUUUAGGGUAUGAUAGGCUUUAUUGCUUAAGAAAAAUGCAAACAUAACCGACACAAAAGCAAACAAGCAAGACAGAUGACUGGGAGAACAUCCUAGUAUGUAGUCUUUACAAAAAGCAUAAUUCGUUUUUUGCGUCAUUUUGUGCUUUGGAAUGAUUGGCAACAGAAAUUGCUAUUUAACAUAUUACAAAAGCUGAAUUGCUAAAAAGUUUCAAUGGACAACAUACCAUAUUUAUCCUAAAUUCCAGAUUUUGCACUGUAACCAUUACUGCAGACACAGAGUUGCUUGUAUGUAACAGGAAUGUUCAACAAGAUCUUUCUCAACAUUGGGAGGAUACUUCCCAGAUAUGACUCUGUGGUUUCUCACAAAUAAUUGAAUUGUGAAUUAUAAAAUAAUCACACAGGCAUAUUGAUGUUGAUGUACUAUAUGUUCAUGUAUGUUGAGCAAGACAAAUCUCUGUUGUCUAUUGCUAUCUGUUUAAUUUCAAAUCACUAUGACCCUGCCUCUAUGUCUAAGCCUUCAUAAGAUUCAAUGACAAUUAGUGUACCAAGCUAUGAAUAUGUCCUAUGACCUCCUUGGCCAAAGAAGAGCAAAACCAAAGUCAACAUAUUUUUACAAUAAGAAUAGGGAGGGUAUUUUCCAAAUAAAUUUACAUCUGGAAAGGUAUUGGUUUCAUUGUUGCCACCUGUAAUAUUCUUUUGAUCAUCAAAAUUAAGUUUUUCUAAGAUAUUUUGCUCAGUCAUUGAUGUUAAUACACAUACUUCACUAAACACACAUUUGAAAAUGAUAAUGAUUAUCUCUUCUGACCCCAUCAUUAUCUUAAAACAAGCAAACGGUGAAUUCAUGAAUAUGCUCCACGAAUACUGAAAAACUUAAAUUCAGAGUUGGGUAAAAACAAGGAUUAUAAAAAAGUAGCAACUCUAAUCCCUUACGUAACGAAAAAAAUAUUGUAAUCGGAUUACAGACACUUUAGAAAAAAUUUAUGAUUACUUUUGGAUUACUUAAAUUGAAAU